Anisakis simplex (herring worm) is the source of this 369-nucleotide messenger RNA. The record is from the annotation of a GenBank genome assembly. NCBI's taxonomy places the organism in Eukaryota, Metazoa, Nematoda, Chromadorea, Rhabditida, Anisakidae.
AUGAACUUUCUGAAUAAAUUUUAUCCUCAAACGGGUGAUUGCGAGAAGGAUACAACGAAGUGUACAUUCGCGAACAGCUACGAAGAUAUGAUCAAGUUGUUCGGGAAUGUGAAAUACGAUGAAAGUACUGACAAUGCCGCGUAUCGUGGAUGGAUGUGGUUGUGCUGCAAUGAAAUUGGAUUUCUGCAAACAACUGACGAAGGCAGGAAUGUAUUCGGUGAAAUGGUUCCAUUGAACUUGUAUAUCGAUAUGUGCACAGAUCUGUUCGGUCCGACUGUUAAUGUGAAAACGAUAACGAAACGGAAUGCAGCCGCACAAAAAUAUUACGGAGGUGCUCAGAACUACAAGGCUGGUUAUCUAUUGCUAUGA